Messenger RNA from Elaeis guineensis (African oil palm), 444 nucleotides. The record is from RefSeq and is a predicted model, not a curated record. Lineage: Eukaryota; Viridiplantae; Streptophyta; Magnoliopsida; Arecales; Arecaceae.
AUGGAGGCUGAGGAGAUGGAGAGAAUACCAUAUGCUUUAGGUGUGAAAAGUCUUAUGUAUGCAAUGGUGUAUUGUAGGUCAGAUCUUACCCAUGCAAUCAGUCAGGGAGCUGUCAAGAUGCAUAGCGACAGUCAAAGUGUACUGUUGUUGGUUCAGAACUUUGUCUAUUAUGUAAGGAUCAAGCAUAUUGAUAUCAAAUAUCACCGGAUUAAAGAGCUAGUAGAAAAAGAUGAGGUGGAGCUGGUCAAAGUUCAUAUAAAGGAUAAUUCAGUUGAUGCACUUACGAAGACUCUUUCGAGGGACAACUUUCACAAGUGUAUAGUGCUGAUAGGCCUGAUGGAUAGAUCUAAUUUUACAAUAGCUUUAGAGUAUCAAAAUGAAGAUUGUAGACUCAAGUGUGGUGCUCUCAAGCCUCAAAUGGUCAAGAAAAAGACCAUGAUUUGA